GUGACUCGUCCCAUGCCGUUGCAUCUGCCAGUUAUCGUGCUUGUGAUUACAUAGUUAGUUAAUAGUUAGUUAAUACCCGGACUAAAAUAAUAAAUAAGUGAAAAAUGGUGGAGAGAAAAGAGAGCCGUGAAAUCCUGACAAUAUUGAUAUUGUGUAUUCUGUGGUACAUUGUGUCGAGCAGCAAUAAUGUAGUGGGUAAAUUGUUGCUGUCAGAGUUUCCAUAUCCAAUGACAGUUACGAUGGUGCAGUUAACCUCAAUCACAGCAUUGAGUGGGCCAUUUUUCAACAUGUGGGGAGUGAGAAAGAGUAAAUCGGAUAUUUCGUGGGGUUAUUAUUUGCGGCUCAUUGUGCCACUUGCACUGGGGAAGUUUCUGGCGAAUGUCUUCAGCCACGUCAGCAUCUGGAAGGUGCCUGUGUCGUAUGCACAUACUGUGAAGGCUACGAUGCCCCUCUUCACAGUAUUCCUGUCGAGGAUAAUCUUACGUGAAAAGCAAACCUACAGGGUAUACCUCAGCCUCGUGCCAAUUGUCGGUGGUGUUGCUAUUGCGACAUUAACUGAACUCAGUUUCAACGUCAUUGGGCUUGUCAGUGCUCUAGCAUCUACCAUGGCAUUUUCGUUGCAGAAUAUCUACUCUAAGAAGGUUCUGUGUGACACUGGAAUCCACCACCUCCGCCUCCUCUUCAUCCUGGGUCGCCUAGCCCUCUUCCUCUUUCUCCCAGUGUGGCUCGCCUACGACCUCCGGACCUUGAUAAACGAAUCAGUGACGCACUCCAUCAGCACCAAGGUAAUAGGUCUUCUAAUUCUCGAUGGAGUUCUCAACUGGCUCCAAAACAUCAUAGCCUUCUCCGUAAUGUCAAUAGUCACACCACUGACUUAUGCAGUUGCCAAUGCCAGCAAGAGAAUAUUCGUCAUAGCUGUGACGUUGUUCAUACUGGGCAAUCCCGUAACUGGCCUCAAUAUAUUUGGCAUGACACUCGCAAUUAUCGGAGUUUUUUGUUACAACAAAGCUAAGUACGAUCAGAGGCAGGCAGCUAAGAAGGAAUCACUGUUGCCUAGUUACACGAAUGUUCUUGAUAUCAAGAAAAACGGAAGUGCUUUUCAUGUCAAUGGCUGGACACCACAGACGCAUCGAUUAUUCGCCGUCUAGUCUUCAAUUUAGAUAGAUAAAUAUUUCAAUUAUUGAUCAAUUUGCGAGUGAUUUUUUUCGUGUGUGGAACGAGCUUGAAGACAUGUUCUAGGGGAUUUUCUGAACGUCUUUCUUUGAUAGAACUUGGGCAAUUUCUAUAGUAAUGAGGCGAACAGGAAUUUAACUAUUCAAAAAUCCAUUCAAUUUCGAGAGCAUGUUCAUCAUAAUUUUCAGCUAAAGGAAAUGAUUUUGUAAGUACUUAGAGUACUUUUCUCCAGACGAUGCCCAGAGAAAUGCAGUUUUCUACACAUUUUCUAUAGAAUUUUUCUGAAUUCUUUAUGAGAAAAACCCAUAAACUUUUCUGUGGAUCAUGUCUAUGAGAUCUCUGCAUACAUGUUGACAGUGAACGUAACUCCAGACAAAUUAAUUUAAUAGUUCAAUGGAUUGUUGAGAUAUUCUGUUGUGAAAUUCUCUGCUCUGGAGGAAGAUGAUACGUUCAGCCUUGUAGUAUUUAUUUAUCGUCCGUUGUCUCAUGAUUCUUGCGCAAGGUUGGGGAGACCUUUUAAAAAUUCCAAAGGUUUCGAUAGUGACGUUUUUUACAAAUGAUUGAUCAGUGAUGACGGGUUUAUUCGUGGCUCGCUCGUCCCUGCUGGUGAGGAACUUGUCCAUUUUCGGUAGAUAGAUAUUGACGAAAUGACGAGCCAAUUGCGGGCCCAAUUGGCUCGCGGAGAGUUCGAUAACGGCCAGAGUGAGAUUAAUCCAUUUUUCAAGGGUUUUCGGGGGAAUGUCCCAGUUACUGAACUUGUCGUGCAAUAAAGCUCAUAAAUAACAGUGAAAUGAUGAAAUAUAUCGUUCAUUGUUGGUUGAAAAAUAAUUUUUGUUGAAUAUCUCUGAAUCUAUUGGAAAUAGUCAAUGUUUUUCCCAAAGAUUCGAAGAUAUUCACUAAUUUUGUGAUUAUUUUUUGGAAAUUAUUUUGAUUUUUUUCUGUAGAGGAGUAUAAGAUCUACAAAAAAGGUUAAGAUAUUUUUCUGGUUAAAUUAAUUCGAUUAAACAUGCAAAAUUUUCAAAUAAAUCCAGAAAAAUAGUUCAUUUCAAUUAAAUAACCUUCAUUUCAGUGAAAUGAAUUGUUCUAUUUAAACAAUUCGUAAUGAAACUUUCAUUCAAGCUCGAAUUCGAUUUUUAUUCACAUCAAAUAGAUAUAUUUUAAAAAAUGAAAAAAUUGAAUGUUUUGAUAGUAUUCCAUACUUUUUAAAUCCAUUCUUUUAAACCAGACGUUGAGAAGAUAUUUUUCUCUUCUGUUUCGAGUUAAAUUUACUGAAUCUGUUUUAACACUUCCAUAUCGAAAGGAAUUGAAUGAUUAAAUGAACUCAGGAGUUAGAUAAGGAACAAAUAUGGUCAGCCAUUGAGACAUUCACCUCGAUAGUUACUUGUGUACCUUGCAGGUUGAAAGAGAAACUAACAAAUGAAAGAUAAACAAAUUUUUUAAUACAAAUGGUACUUCCUUGAGUGCUCGUGAGGGUAUAAACUUCAUAGUUGGAUGGACUGAGGAAUUUUAAAUGCAAUUUCACGUUGACCAAAGCUGUUAUUCGUUGAACCAAUCAUUUUGAAUGUCGUUUAAUUGGUUGGAAAUAAUAACAGAAUUAUUUCACGAAUUUAUUUUUGAUUAUUCUGCAAAAUAAUCUGCGACUCCCUGAUUUUUUUGCUUGUAAUAAUAUUUUGCCAAAUUAAUUUUCCCGUCCGUGACGUGUGGAAAUAAACCCACAUGUCUGUCGACUUAUUUAUAAAUUCGGUGAGAACAAAGAGAAAUAUCUCGCUCCAUUCAAUCAUGAAAAUAAGAUUUUAGAAAUUGUUAUUCGUUCCAAGUUUAUGAAGAAAAUAAAGAAAUAUGUAAAUAGUUCUGGUGCGAAUGAACUAGUGUGCGGGAGAGUGACCUAGGUAUAAAAAAAAAGAAAUGUAAGAAUUUAUCUAAUAGUAACAUUUAUUUUUGUAUAAAUAAAAAGUGACAUGCGUACAAAAAUAAUGAAGAGACGAAUAGGGCACCUGGAUGAUUAAUGCCCGAAUAAAGUAUUAUUCAACAUGAA
Messenger RNA from Diachasma alloeum, 3208 nucleotides. Its product is annotated as solute carrier family 35 member E1 homolog. Gene Ontology annotation, cellular component: Golgi apparatus. Lineage: Eukaryota; Metazoa; Arthropoda; Insecta; Hymenoptera; Braconidae. The record is from RefSeq and is a predicted model, not a curated record. The coding region runs from base 105 to 1148 and encodes 347 amino acids. Gene Ontology annotation, molecular function: antiporter activity. The transcript is spliced from 3 exons.